Messenger RNA from Debaryomyces hansenii CBS767, 1377 nucleotides. RefSeq lists its product as uncharacterized. The transcript has a single exon. NCBI's taxonomy places the organism in Eukaryota, Fungi, Ascomycota, Pichiomycetes, Serinales, Debaryomycetaceae. The coding region runs from base 1 to 1377 and encodes 458 amino acids. The record is from RefSeq and is a predicted model, not a curated record.
AUGUCAACAUCAGACCUUAAAUCAACAAUAUUACAAGAAUCAACUAGAGCGCAAAAUGUUCACCACGCAGCUGAGGCAUUGAGAAUUGCCACGCAAUCAACACAUCACCAAGUACAUAAUCAACAACAUGUUCAACAGAUAGACAAAGAACAAGGGAAUAACAUACACGAAUUUAGUGAAUAUGAUUUGAAAUCUCGGGAUUCUAAGUAUAAGAGAUGGUCGCCUAAAAUGGACCAGUUUCUUAUAAAGUUAUUAUCGGAUGUGGUACACAGCUAUCCAAAGGGAGCAGAGGCAGAGAUGACGAAGAAGGCAUGGGCGUAUGUUACAGGUCAAUUAAGAGCAGCUAAUCCUGAGACGGUGUAUUCUACAUACACCAAAUAUUCAUGCCAGCAACAUUUAUUUAAUGUGAACCAUCAUAGAUUCAAAAUCUGGUAUAUUUUGAUGCUUCAUCUGAAGAAUAAUCAAACAACUGAUGGAUACAGCUAUAGAUGGAAUCCGGAUGGAGGUAGGUUUCAGAUUAUUGAUAAUACAAACGGGGGAAUCAUACAAGACGAGCGUCAAGUAAAAUCUUUGCUUUAUAGUGAUAGCAUGUCACUCCCAUCGUUGAGUUCUUUUAACAAGGGGAAUUUGAUUGUUACUGAUUUUUUCUUAACUGAUCACUUAGGAUAUAUGUCUACUUACCAUAAUGAAGUUUUACCGUUAUUGAUAAGAUUAGAUAACAGGUAUGCGGAUGGAUUGGGCGACCUUUACCACGAAAUCCCGAAGUUUGAAUACAGAGACUCAAACAAAGAAUAUUUCAAACCAUUAGUUCAAGCCAAGUCCAUAAAAUUAGGUACAAAUGAUGCAUCCAAAACAAAGAAGAGAACACAUUCUGAGUCUAAUCAAAGCCACAAUUCCCAAGGAGAUGUACCUCUUUUCACCAAUAGCUUGUCCUCUAUGCAACACGAUCCGGAAGUUGGCGACGAGGAUACAGUUGACCCGGCAUUAAAAAGGUCCAGGAAUAUUAAUACUCCCGAGACUAAUUCAAAUGCCACAACAACUGAGUUUGAAAAUGCAUUGGCGACAGCAGCAAUUGCUGCCAUCAACACACCGUCGGUGACAAAUGGCCGUGAUAUUCAGCCAAUAUAUAUCAAGGAUCGUAAAUGGUUUAAUAGAUUAGUGUCUUUGAACGAAUCUGGCCUUAUAACCCCGAAUGAAGUGUUGGUGGUUUGUGAGGGAGUUCGAGAUGGUAAAAUACCUUUAUUCAUGUUGAAUAUUUUAGAUCAAAGUUACUAUCCUACAAGAAGCGCGGAAGAUAUUACACCAGAUGAAACGCCAGAUGAAGAAGCUGCAAAGAAGAUCAGAGAGUUCAUGUUACCAAUGACGUUUAAUUCUUAA